Molecule: messenger RNA, 3375 nt
Organism: Hevea brasiliensis (rubber tree)
Lineage: Eukaryota; Viridiplantae; Streptophyta; Magnoliopsida; Malpighiales; Euphorbiaceae
Product: E4 SUMO-protein ligase PIAL1
Exons: 16
Coding region: 293-3064 (923 amino acids)
Biological process (GO): protein sumoylation
Molecular function (GO): zinc ion binding; SUMO ligase activity
Source: RefSeq, a predicted model, not a curated record
AUACCCUCAACUCUACAGUUUACGGUCACAACUACGGCGCAGUCAUGUCCUUGGCGUCGAAGAAAGCCAGGACUCGCAUGUCAGCCUUUUAGUUUCCCACUAUUUACCGUGAUCCCCUCCUUCCCACCUCGUAAUUAACUAGCAAUGCAAGGUCCAUUUCGUCAUCUAGAAACCACACGAAAACUAAAACGCCUUCGCCAUUCUGUUGCUUCAUUUUGUUUUUUGCAAUGAGAAACCAGAAAGUUGCGGUCUUUGCUUAAUGUGCAUGAAGAAGCUGGCUGUUUAGAGACAAAUGGAGGGACUGGAAAGAGCAGAGAGGAGUGUACCAGGUGACCUGAGCCCUGGCAUGGCCGCGUCGCUUUUGGUGGGGAAAGUGGCCGAUAUAUUAGCGUUAAAAAUGACUUCUGAUCAGCCUACCGACCCCACUCAAUUGUCCGAUCUCUGCAUUUAUUUGGCAAGAGUCAUCGAUUAUGCAGUUGCAUACAAUGAGGUACCACCAAGAGCUCAAGAACUGCCAUUUUUGCUCAGACAGGUUUAUAAGCAAUGUGAUGCUUUCUCCAUUCAAGCAGCAGUCAUGGUGCUUAUGAUUUCUGUCAAGAAUGCUUGCAAGAUGGGAUGGUUUCCAGAUAAAGAUAUUGUCAACCUUCUUACUCUGGCUAAGGAGGUCGGGAAAAUUUUCACUAAUGUUGAGGAUGUGAAUGUUGAACCCAACUAUGCUGUUUCCAUUAUUUCAAGAAUCAUGGAUAGAUUCUAUCCAAAAAUAAAAAUGGGCCAUGUGCUUGUGUCUCUUAAGAUCAAGCCUGGAUAUAGAACUAUUAUGACAGACUUUCACAUCUUAAAAAAGACUCUGGCUCCUGUGCAAGUGGAAAUUGGCCUGUUUGUUGCUCAAAUAGAUAACAUAAGCACAUCCUCUUGUAUUGAAACUCCACCUCAAGCAAACUUUCUGCUAAAUGGGGAGGGAGUACUGGGGAGGAUUAAUAUUUCCAUGGACACAGGACCACAGCUGCCAACAAAUAUUACUACAAUGCUCAAUCAUGGAAUGAAUUUUUUGCAAGCUGUUGGACAGUUUGAUAGUGACUAUAUCAUUGUUAUAGCCUACAUCCAUCAGAAGUCAUCUUCUGAUACUCCAGAGUUACAAAAUUAUGUUCAGCCAGUUGCUCCAUCUGAUUCCAGUUCUGAUGUUGUGGCCGAACCAUCACAGGUUUCUCUAAACUGCCCAAUAAGUAAAAGACGUAUCAGAACUCCUGUCAAGGGACAUUGCUGCAAACAUUAUCAGUGUUUUGACUAUGAGAGUUUCAUGAUACUAAACUCAACAAGGCCUUCAUGGUGUUGCCCUGUUUGUAACCAGUCUGUCUGUUGCAUAGACAUACGCAUGGAUCAAAACAUAGCCAAGAUCUUGAGGGAGGUUAGAGAGAAUGUUGUUGAUGUGAUAGUCUCAGCAGAUGGUUCUUGGAAGGUUGUUGGUAGUGAUGACAAUAUAGAUCAAGCAUAUGGCAGAACCCAAGGUUGUCAAGGAGAAAGGCCUGAAGUGCAUGGUUCUAGUGGGUUUUCAUCUGUCCCAGCCAAUGUCACCGAUCUUAAGAUGAAACAGGCUGAUGCUAGUCACAGUAUGGGCACCCUGGAAAGUGAAGGCAAGGAACGUUUCCAGGAUAAUCUUUUCCAUUUUCCUGUUUCUGAAAAUCUUGUAUCAUCAGAAGCAAACAACCCAGGUGGCGCACUUCAAAAUGCUCCUGUGCAAAUAGGGGAAAGUUCAAAAAUUCUAUCAUCAAUGCUUUCUACUCCUUGUAGUUCAGCAGUCCCUAGUCCAAGCAUGGUUGGCAGUACAACAGCUGGAAUAUCUGACUUUCCUCAUUUCACUCCUACACUUCCAUCUGCCCACACUAAUUUUGUUUCUCCUGUAUUGAAUCAAGAAUCUGUUUUUGUAAUUGAAGGAAAUCAGGUGCCCCCUUCUCUAUCACAUGACCGAGUUUUAGAUAACAAUAAUGUCCACUUGCAUCAGUUCAGGGCUGAUAGCUCGAUUGCAAAUAAUGAAUAUGGAAAAAAUGCAAAUAGAGUUUCAGUCACAACUAUGAACUUCCCAAACCAAGCCCAGUGUUCAAGGCCAUCUGAACAAAUGAGAAAUCUAAUUUCCUGGAUGCCAAAUAGAGCCUCUUUUGCCUCUUACCAGAACAUGCCUUUAGUGCCACUUGAUGUUGGGAUCACUUGCAAUGGGAGCACAGAAAGAGGUCAACAGUUUGGUAGAGUGCCUGUAAGUUCUUUGCCAGUCUCAGAUGUGGCUUCAUCUUUGACACUAAAUAAUUUAUUGACACAGAACUGGGAGGGUAGUGGAAGUUGCCGUGUUUCUGAUCAAGUAGUCCAGCAGGUUCUCAAUGGUCCCACAGAAGUUCCAUUUGCUUCGAGCAGCUCCCAAUCCCAUAGACUGCCUCCAUGCUACCAAUUCACACAGCAUUGCAGUUCUUCUAGCAUGGGGGCAAAUGCUACAUGCCCCUCUCAAAAUAUGUUCCAAGCUCCACAGUAUUCCUAUCUUUCUAGCACAAGGACUACUCAAGCCACAAUUCCAUCUCAAAACACGGUCCAUCCUUCAGUUGAGGCACAAAUCCAGUUUCAUCAAAGAGUUAGUGCCAAUCAAGUGGCAGGUACUGUAAAUAACAAUCGACCUCCCCAAAGGACACCUUCACAACCAAUGUCCCAGAUGACAAGAACACCGCCAUUUGUGGCAGUUCAACUCCAAGCAUCUGGAGCAAGAUACUCCUUGACUCAUAACACGGGUGCUCAGCAUAAUAGAACAACUGUUGAGCGGAGGAGUGCUGUUGGGACUGUACAGCCAGUCCCAGUGGCUGAAACCUCGGGGGCAUUUGCAUCAACAGAAAACUGGCGGCCCACAGGCAGGAUGAGGGGAAGCCUCAAAGGCCAGGCUUAUGCUGCUGCUCUUGAGCAAUUCAUGACUCGACCAACCCAACCUGCUCAGUCAUCUCAAAAUCCAUCCAAGCUCACAACAAUUCCUCCCACUGCACAGCAAAUGCGUGGACUUGCUACGAAAAGAAGCAAUGUUCGUAUAAAUUAAGGCACAAACUCAUCCAAUUCAGCCUGACAUUUCAAGCACUCAACCUUAAUGGACUCGGGAGAUAAAAUGGCUGAAUAACUUUUGUCAUCACGUGGGUUGGGGUUCCUUUGCAUGCAAAAUAAGUUGCAGCGUAUUUUGUUAAGCAUUGUCCAUACUAAAUUAUUAAGUUAGCACAGGAAUGGAGUGAUAGGUUUAAGCUGCAUUUAUUACUGGAUGUUAGCUUGAAGUUUCCUCAACGCACAAUGAUGGAAAUGGAUAGUGGAAAAUUUUAUUUGCUCUGCUUCUAAUACCUUAUACAUAGUUUUGCAAGU